CAAACUAUUCACAGCGGAGGCGCGUCUAUCUGAAGUCAGCCUUUACUAGUGUCACGGGAACUCCAUUGCUCAUCAGUGGUUGUUACAGGGAUGUCCUGGUAGCAAGCGUUACCACACAAAUCCAGAGUUGCUGAUAGUUGGUUGACCCAACAUGCAGAAGAGUAAUUCCAGGAAGGUAGACCCGACAUCGAGGUGGUGUCUUGGACUUACCGGCUUCUUCACCCUGGCAGUAGCGUUGGCGGUGGGAAUCCUCGUGGGCAAGUACGCCCUGUGUCCCGAUGACAAGCAGGGUCAGAGUAACCCAGGUGUGAAGGGACCGCAAGAUGAUGCUACCCACGAUAACUUAGAUAUCAUGAUGGAAGAUAUAAAUCCACAGAAUAUAGAAAAGAUUCUCAGAAACUUGUCGCUAGUCCCUCACCUCGCUGGCCAGGACAGGAACCAGCAACUGGGCGACAUCCUCCAUAGUUACUGGUCUGACAUAGGCCUGGAUGAGGUCAAGUCAGUCAAGUUUGACGUGCUGUUGUCCUACCCGAGUGCCUCCCACCCUAACCAGGUGUUCCUGCUGGACAAGGCGAACACUGUUGUAGCGGAAUCGCCCAGGGUGGAGAAGGUGCUGACACCGGGGGAAAACAGCACGGAGGUGGUGCCGCCCUUCCUGGCCUACUCCAAGGCAGGGUCUGUGCAGGGCAGUGUGGUGUAUGUGAAUUAUGGGCGAGUGGAAGAUUACGAAGCCCUCGACAGCAUGCACAUCAACGUAACCGGCAGUAUCGUCAUUGCAAGAUACGGCAAAAUCUACCGAGGCGACAAGGUAAUGAUUGCUGAGAAACACGGGGCAAUAGGGGUCAUUCUCUAUUCUGACCCUUGGGACUACCGCCCGGCCCAUGUCAAGGACGUGUACCCGAAAACCUGGUGGCUCCCCCCUACCGGUGCCCAGAGGGGGUCUGUCUAUGAGGGAGACGAGGACCCCCUGACACCAGGCUACCCUGCGACAGAGUUCGCCUAUCGGAUACCAGUGGAGGACGCAGAUCCCGCGCUGCCUGGAAUACCAGCUCACGUCGUGGGAUACGGGUUUGCGGAGCAGAUUCUCAGAGAGAUGGACGGCCGCAUGGCUCCUAUAGACUGGCGAGCGGGGCUGAACCUUACCUACAGACUGGGGCCUUACUUCUCUACACCGGGGAUGUCUGUCAGGUUGAAUGUGACGACCAGCAAUGUACGUCGUGAAAUAACAGACGUCAUCGGCGUCAUAAGGGGCGAAGUGGAGCCAGACAGAUACAUCCUCAUCGGUAACCAUAGAGACGCAUGGGUGUUUGGAGCUAUGGAUCCGUCUUCCGGCACUGCCAUCAUGAUGGAGAUGUCACGUGCCCUCAUGCACAGAAUUAAAACAGGCAACUGGCGCCCCAAACGAACUAUAAUAUUCUGCAGCUGGGAUGCGGAGGAGUAUGCACUCAUUGGAUCUUCUGAGUUCGUACAGAAAUAUGUCAAGAACUUACUGACUCGAGCUGUGGCCUAUUUGAACGUAGAUAUUGCUGUCGAGGGGAAUUAUACCUUGGACGUGAUGGGGACUCCAUUGUUGUAUCAAACAGCGGUCGAGGCGGCCAAACGGGUGCGUGUACCUGAUAAAGACACGCCCCUGUAUGACCAGUGGCGGGUGCGAAGAGAGAUGGAAGACCUCAAAAAGGACGGUUUAGGGAUACCGAGCUUCCCAAACCCCGGAUCAGGCAGCGACUACACCAACUUCCUGCAACUCUCGGGCGUCCCCAUCCUUGACUUCCGCUACAUAUAUAGCAAGAAAAGAUGGAGAAUCGGAUCCUACCCUCUCUAUCAUACAGAAUAUGAAACAUUUUAUGCCGUUAAGAACUUUGUCGACCCAGAGUUUAAGUAUCACCGGGCUGUGGGACAGGUGUGGAUGGCCGCUGCCUAUAUUCUCAGCGAGACGUGCGUCCUACCGUUCAACGUCUCCUUCUACGCCUGGACACUGCGGAGCCUACAGGAGCAGCUGGUCUACGACUACGGGAACAUACUGCAACAGCAUCUACCUGACUACGCGAGGAACCUGACGCUUGCUGUAGAGCACUUCAGCCAAUCUGCAGCUGAGUUCAUGACGAGACGACAGCAUGUGGACCAAUCAGACCCUCUGUCUGUCCGCCGCAUCAACGACCAGAUGCUGCAGCUAGAGAGAGCCUUUCUAGAUCCAAACGGCAUCCCAGGGAGGUCCUACUUCAGGCACAUCCUGUUCGCCCCCAGCAGUGUCAACAGCUAUGCGGGGUCGUCCUUCCCGGGUCUCACCGAUCUGCUGUUUGAGAUGGACAAGUCAAAGGAUCCAGCGAAGCAAUGGGAAAGAGUCAAACAACACUUCUCGGUCAUACUGUUCACCAUCCAAUCAGCAGCCUCGACACUCAAGGAUCCAAUUCACUUCCUUUGAUAUUGGAAUAAAAUUCAUAAUAUACUGAACCGAAAGCAAUAAAUGAAAAUACUUCAUGAAAUUUUCCCAUUGAAAUAUCAAUGUAUUUUUGGAAUGUUUCUCGUGUUUGACAUUAGUGUAUAUCCACAUUUAAUGUUAACGGCCAAAACGUGCCACAAUUGUGGCUAUAAUUGGUCUCCAAAACGCAGCUUAACAAACGACCACGGCUAAAAGUCCCGAGUGCGUUCCAUGAAAAUAUAAAAAACCUUGCGUUUCAUUAUGCCUUUUCUGAUCAACGGCACCCCAAUACGUGGAUCCAACAUUCAUGUAUCGAUACUAGCGCCAUGCCAAGACUUACGAAGAAUCAGAGAAACCAGGCUUCAGAACGACUGCAUGCAGUCGCCCUAAAUCCUGGUACAUUUAUACUGAGCUAUGUCCACGUGAGAACCAUCCACAGAUUACAGCAACGAUACCAGGUCACCAACAGCCUUCAGUCUUCCGAAAGGUGACGCACAUGCAUUUUGAUUUUCAUGCAAAGCAUUCGGGACUUUGUACCAUGAUCGCUUGUUAAUGCAUUGAUUUUUCAAUGGGAAACUUUCAUUAAGAAUUUCCAUGAACCUACGUUUUGUUUGCGGUUCAGAAUAUAUAUAUAUAUAUAUAUAUAUAUAUAUAUAGUCACUUGAUUCUACUCAUAGUAAUACAUACCUGUUAAAAGUGUUGCAUAUUGCAACAUUUAUGUUUAAAGAUUUCCUAAUGCACCUUGAAAUAACGGUUGUUAUACUGGAUGCCUACACACGAUGUACAUUUAUAAAUUGUGAUAAUAUACGCAUGACAUAUCUUGAACUAAAUUUAGAUUCAUAUCA
Molecule: messenger RNA, 3264 nt
Organism: Haliotis rufescens (red abalone)
Lineage: Eukaryota; Metazoa; Mollusca; Gastropoda; Lepetellida; Haliotidae
Product: N-acetylated-alpha-linked acidic dipeptidase 2-like
Exons: 18
Coding region: 152-2422 (756 amino acids)
Molecular function (GO): carboxypeptidase activity
Source: RefSeq, a predicted model, not a curated record